Molecule: messenger RNA, 1995 nt
Organism: Odobenus rosmarus divergens (Pacific walrus)
Lineage: Eukaryota; Metazoa; Chordata; Mammalia; Carnivora; Odobenidae
Gene: PTDSS1
Product: phosphatidylserine synthase 1
Exons: 13
Coding region: 134-1555 (473 amino acids)
Biological process (GO): phosphatidylserine biosynthetic process
Molecular function (GO): L-serine-phosphatidylethanolamine phosphatidyltransferase activity
Source: RefSeq, a predicted model, not a curated record
GCUUCCAGCCUUUGCUCCGCGCCAGAUCCGGCCCCGUCGUCCAGCUGCCCUCCUGCAGCGGCUCGUCACCUCCGGGGUCCCAGCCUCUACGGGCCGGGACCGCCGCCGCCGCCGCAGGACGGGGAGGCGGGCCAUGGCGUCCUGCGUGGGGAGUCGGACCCUGAGCAAAGAUGAUGUGAACUACAAGAUGCAUUUCCGGAUGAUCAACGAGCAGCAAGUGGAGGACAUCACCAUCGACUUCUUCUACCGGCCGCACACCAUCACCCUGCUCAGCUUCACCAUCGUCAGCCUCAUGUACUUCGCCUUCACCCGGGAUGACUCUGUCCCAGAGGACAACAUCUGGAGGGGCAUCCUCUCUGUCAUUUUCUUCUUCCUUAUCAUCAGCGUGUUAGCUUUUCCCAACGGCCCAUUUACUCGACCUCAUCCGGCCUUAUGGAGAAUGGUUUUUGGACUCAGUGUGCUCUACUUCCUUUUCCUGGUAUUCCUCCUCUUCCUGAACUUUGAUCAGGUUAAAUCCCUGAUGUACUGGCUGGAUCCAAAUCUUCGAUACGCCACGAGGGAAGCAGACAUCAUGGAGUACGCUGUCAACUGUCACGUUAUCACCUGGGAGAGGAUUAUCAGCCACUUUGAUAUAUUUGCGUUUGGACAUUUCUGGGGCUGGGCCAUGAAGGCCUUGUUGAUCCGUAGUUAUGGUCUCUGCUGGACAAUCAGUAUUACCUGGGAGCUAACUGAGCUUUUCUUCAUGCAUCUGCUGCCCAAUUUCGCCGAGUGCUGGUGGGAUCAGGUCAUCCUGGACAUCCUGCUGUGCAAUGGUGGCGGCAUCUGGCUGGGCAUGGUUGUUUGCCGCUUUCUGGAGAUGAGGACCUACCACUGGGCGAGCUUCAAAGACAUCCACACCACCACCGGGAAAAUCAAAAGAGCUGUGCUCCAGUUUACUCCUGCUAGUUGGACCUACGUUCGAUGGUUUGACCCCAAAUCUUCAUUUCAGAGAGUGGCUGGAAUAUACCUUUUCAUGAUCAUCUGGCAGCUAACUGAGUUGAAUACCUUCUUCUUGAAACAUAUCUUUGUGUUCCAAGCCAGUCAUCCAUUAAGUUGGUGUAGAAUUCUCUUUAUUGGUGGCAUCACGGCUCCCACAGUGAGGCAGUACUAUGCUUACCUCACUGACACACAGUGCAAACGCGUAGGAACACAGUGCUGGGUAUUUGGGGUCAUUGGUUUCCUGGAAGCUAUCGUGUGCAUAAAAUUUGGACAAGAUCUCUUCUCUAAGACCCAAAUACUCUAUGUUGUGCUUUGGCUUCUUUGUGUGGCUUUCACCACCUUCCUGUGUCUCUAUGGCAUGGUUUGGUAUGCAGAGCACUAUGGUCACCGAGAAAAGACGUACUCAGAGUGUGAAGACGGCACCUACAGUCCAGACAUCUCCUGGUCUCAUGGGAAAGGCUCAAAAGGUUCUGAGGACAGCCCACCCAAGCAUCCAGGCAACAACGAAAGCCACUCUUCCAGAAGAAGGAAUCGACAUUCCAAGUCAAAAGUCACCAACGGAGUGGGGAAGAAAUGAGAAGAGCCUGGCUCAUCGCAGAUGUCCCAGAGAGUGCCUAGAACUGAGAGGGGAAACAGAAUGGUGUGGCUCUCCCUGUGAGGAGGGCAAACAUGCAGUGCCAUCGGGACGAGGAGAGGGGGCUCGGGGGUCAUUCUUUGAGAGCGUGAGUCUUGUUUCCCACAGACCCGGCCACCCCAGGCAUCCUUUGCCAAUUCAAGGUCUCUUCCAACUUCAGCACUUGGCGUGCGGUCACGGGUAGGCGUGCGGAGCGUUGGCAGGCGGGGGGCGGCGGCUCCCUCCCCGCUGCCCCGGGCAGCGCCGCGCUUGCACCUACUGUGGUCCGCUGUAGUCGCGAGUCACUGAGACGGGGCGUUCGCAGCACGUUCGGACUGGUGACCGGACUUUAUUUUUAUGAAUCUGCCUCUCCCAUUCGACCGAUGGGUCUGAGUUCAGGCCCC